Molecule: messenger RNA, 396 nt
Organism: Coffea eugenioides
Lineage: Eukaryota; Viridiplantae; Streptophyta; Magnoliopsida; Gentianales; Rubiaceae
Product: non-specific lipid-transfer protein-like
Exons: 2
Coding region: 1-396 (131 amino acids)
Biological process (GO): lipid transport
Cellular component (GO): membrane
Molecular function (GO): lipid binding
Source: RefSeq, a predicted model, not a curated record
AUGGCAAAAACCACAGUGCAUUGUUAUGUGUGGUUGAUAGUGGCUACAGCUUUGAUUGUGAGGCCUUCCAAGGCAUUUGAUUGCAUUGGCGCCCAGCAAGAACUGAUUCCAUGCCUAAGUUACUUGCAAGCUGCUGAUCCCACACCCAGUAUUGAAUGUUGUUCUGGUGCUCAAGAUGUGGCCAAUUCGGCUAAUUCGUCUAAAGACGAUUUGCAAUCCGCUUGCCAAUGCUUGAAAUCUGCUGCGCAAACGUAUCCCGACAUAAAAAGAGAAAAAUGCAGUACCAAAAUUGCAUUUUUCUCCGAUAUAAAUUAUGAUAAUGCUAAGCAACUCCCCGCCCUCUGCAACGUCAACCUCAAUAUUACCAUUGAUCCUAACAUUGACUGCACCAAGUAA